Messenger RNA from Electrophorus electricus (electric eel), 5228 nucleotides. It is a transcript of the gene adam10a, whose product is annotated as ADAM metallopeptidase domain 10a. Lineage: Eukaryota; Metazoa; Chordata; Actinopteri; Gymnotiformes; Gymnotidae. The record is from RefSeq and is a predicted model, not a curated record. Gene Ontology annotation, biological process: Notch signaling pathway; membrane protein ectodomain proteolysis. Gene Ontology annotation, cellular component: plasma membrane; synaptic membrane. Gene Ontology annotation, molecular function: metalloendopeptidase activity involved in amyloid precursor protein catabolic process.
GAGGCCGCAGAUAAGCCGCCGCUGUAAACACGAGCGACUGUGCCUUUACCGAAACAAAACCUUCGCGGUGGUAAAUGUGGGAGCGAUGAAUUUAUUCGCUAUGGUUUUGAUCAGACUCUUUGUGAUAUUUUACUUCUUAAGUGAUACCAAAGGUCAGUAUGAGACUCGCCUGAAUAAGUACAUCCGCCACUACGAAGGCUUGUCCUACGACACGGGCAACCUGCAUAACAAGCACCAGAGAGCCAAGCGAGCACUCUCACACGAGGACAAGCACCUCCACCUCCAGUUCCACGCCCACGGCAGGCAUUUUAACUUGCGGAUGAAGAGGGAUGUCUCUGUCUUUGCUCCUGAUCUGAAGGUGGAGAUCUCAGGAGUUGAGACGCCAUACGACACCUCCCACAUUUACACUGGAGAGUUGUUUGGUGAGAAGGGCAGUCUGACCCACGGCUCCAUUGUGGAUGGGAAGUUUGAGGGCUUCAUCCAGAGUCAUCGUGGCACAUUCUACGUUGAACCUGCUGAAAGAUACCUGAAAGAUCAGAGCGUGCCCUACCAUUCUGUCAUCUAUCAUGAGGAUGACAUUGACUACCCUCAUAAGUACGGGAGGGAGGGCGGCUGUGCCGACCACUCUGUCUUCGAGAGGAUGAAGAAGUACCAGAGGUCUGCUGUCGAGGCCGCUGCAGAGGAGAGUAGCAGACGGCACCAGGAAGAGGAAGAAGAAGGUCCCUACCAGCCAGUGAUCCUGAGGAAGAGGCGUGCCGCACAAGCCGAGAAGAACACCUGCCAGCUCUUAAUCCAGACCGACCACCUGUUCCUCAGAUACUAUGGCACCAAGGAGGCGGUCAUAGCGCAGAUAUCCAGUCAUGUGAAGGCCAUUGACUCCAUCUAUCAGAGCACAGACUUUCAGGGCAUCCGUAACAUCAGUUUCAUGGUGAAGAGGAUCAAGAUCAAUGGCACGAAGGAAGAGAAGGACAGUUCAAAUCCAUUUCGCUUUGCUAAUAUCGGUGUGGAGAAGUUUCUAGAGCUGAAUUCUGAGCAGAACCACGAUGACUACUGCUUGGCUUACGUCUUCACUGACAGAGACUUUGAUGACGGGGUCCUGGGACUGGCCUGGGUCGGAGCCCCCUCAGGGAGCUCCGGGGGGAUCUGUGAGAAGAGCAAACUCUACUCAGACGGCAAGAAGAAGUCUCUCAACACAGGCAUCAUUACAGUGCAGAACUACGCUUCCCACGUGCCCCCCAAGGUCUCCCACAUCACCUUUGCCCAUGAGGUCGGGCACAACUUCGGCUCCCCACAUGACUCGGGGAGUGACUGCACUCCUGGUGAGUCAAAGGUCCAGGAUAAGAAGGAGAAAGGCAACUACAUCAUGUAUGCCAGGGCCACAUCCGGAGACAAGUUCAACAACAACAAGUUCUCCAUCUGCAGCAUUCGCAACAUUAGCCAGGUGCUGGAUAGGAAGAGGAAUUCUUGCUUCGUGGAGUCUGGCCAGCCCAUCUGUGGGAAUGGCUUGGUGGAGUCUGGAGAGCAGUGUGACUGUGGCUACGCUGAGCAGUGUUCGGAUAAAUGCUGCUUCAGUGCCAGCGAGCCAGAGGGCACGAAGUGCAAGCUGAAGCCAGGGAACCAGUGCAGUCCUAGCCAGGGACCGUGCUGUACUUCUGAGUGUAAUUUUAAGGAACCUAAAGAGAAGUGCCGUGAGGAGUCAGAGUGUGCCCUCCAGGGCUUGUGUAAUGGAGUCUCAGCGCUGUGCCCCACCUCCACGCCCAAGGAGAAUUUCACCGCCUGCCACAGAGAGACGCAAGUCUGCAUCAACGGGGGCUGUACGGGCUCAAUCUGUGAGCGCUAUAGUUUGGAGAUCUGUACGUGUGCCAGUGAAGAUGGGAAGGACGACACAGAGCUCUGUCACGUCUGCUGCAUGGAGAAGAUGAAGCCCAACACUUGCAGGAGCACAGGCUCUAAUGAAUGGGCCCGUUACUUUAACAAGACUGUGAAGACCCUGCAGCCUGGCUCACCCUGCAACGACUUCCGCGGCUACUGUGAUGUGUUCAUGAAGUGCCGUCUGGUGGAUGCAGACGGGCCACUCGCCCGUCUCAAGAAGGCCAUCUUCAACCCAAAGCUGUACCAGAAUAUCGCAGAAUGGAUAGUGGGUUACUGGUGGGCAGUGCUGUUGAUGGGCAUUGCGCUCAUCAUGCUGAUGGCUGGAUUCAUCAAGAUCUGCAGUGUGCACACACCAAGCAGCAACCCUAAACUACCCCCUCCUAAACCACUGCCAGGCACACUGAAGAGAAGGAGAGCACAGAACCCAAACUCACAGCCCCAACCUCAGCGCCACCGCCAGCCCAGAGACACCUACCAGAUGGGCCAGAUGCGUCAUUGAGCCCAGCUCUUGCCUUGGUUCUUCCUAGUGCCUACAGCGGGAAACACUUCACUCCAAAGAGUUACCUGAACCAGUCGAUGAACCCCAUCCACAAACUUAGGAACCGGCAAAAAGCAAAACAUAUCCCACCGUGGACUUCAGACUCUGCUCAUGAGAAUGGCAGUUCGGAGGAGAUGGAAGAAACCACUGCUCUUUCAGGCAGCCAUCACAGCUGCCAUCACAGCUCAGAGAAAAAGACGCAAGCUGUCGUUGAGGAGAGAAUCACUGCUUUCUGUUCUUGGCUUGUUUUGAUCUUUUUUUGUUUGUUUGCUUUCACCCCCUACCUGCCGUGGGCGCCUCCCUUUAAGCCGAGUGGUUCCCAGCGCUCCUCUUUCACUUCUUUUUUCCUCCUCAUUUAUUUUGGUUUUCUGAAGCAUUGCCCUCCUGGGCACAAGAGCAUGAUGGGAAGUCAUAUGGAUUAUGCUGCCAGCACAGGCAAAGGCAGGCAGGCGAAAGACCUUUCCACAGACUCAUUUGCCAAUGUGUGAUUUAAGGAUGUUCUGAAUGAAAAGCAAACAUUAUAAACAAUGCAAGUUUUUCUAAGUUCACUUAACUCUCUCUCUCAUGCUAAGUUCAGUUAUUCAUUUAUCACAAAAUAGUGUUUCUUCUUCUCCUUCUCCUUAUGUGGUUCAUUUUUACCUGUUGUUGGAUAAACAUUAUUUGCUUUUUUGAUUGACACUCAGGACAAAUUUUAAUGCCUAGCGGGUCAGAAGGAAAAGUUGAAAAUUCCUGAUGACUUCUUGGUGAUGUGCUUUUUUUUUUUAACAAAAUAAAUUUUUAUUUUUAUUUUUAUUUUUUUCUCAUGGGCUGCGAGCGAGAUCCUACUCUGUUCUAUGACUGAUAGUGCAUUGACUAUGGAACAGGUCCCUAGGUUUCUGCUUGUGCUGGCAUGGAUUUGGUGUGGUGGUGGGUUAUUAAGAUCAAGUGAGAUCUAAGAUCCUGAGUUCUUUUGAGAGAGAAAAAAAAGAGAGAGAGAGAGAGGGAGGGACCAAGGGAAAAGUAGGGAAGACAGGUUGGGAGAGAGUAAGAGGAAAGUAAGCAGUCAAUGUGAUAGGAAAACAGACAAAAAUUAGACUUAAGAUAUUGUUACUUAGAUGAGCUAGUGUGGUGUCAUUGUAGAUGAUGAAAAACCAUAUUUUGGUACACACUAAUUUGAGCAAAGUAAACCCUGUCUUCUCACUUCCCACGUAUUCUCACUGCACCUUUUAAAAAAAUAUUUUAUAUAGUUUUUGCAGACUUUCGUGGUUUUGUCAUCUGUCAGAUCUUAGACGAGACACAAGCAGCAGAAGAACAGACCUGUUUGUCAUUCCAGCUGGAAGAGGAGAAGAAGAAACGGAAGAAGCAGACAUACUCCAGAGCUUCUUUAGUCACGCUUUCAAUUCUUGUGGCUGAUGUUCUGGAGCGGUGACUGCAAUUGGAUGCUCUGACGCUCUCUUGCUCCAAUGGGACAGGCGGUGGGUUCAGAGGGCAGAAGCUGGACCCAGACAGCAACAUGAAAGACUCUGUGGUUGCUUCACCAGUAUCUCAUAACAAAUAAAGCCUGUAAGGAAAUGAGGCAAAGCACCUCCAGCACCAGCUCACCAUCCCUGUCCUUGACAAAGCCACUCCAGAUUUCCAGGUUGUCGUCUCUUAUGUCUUGCAGGUGCACACCACCAGUUUUUAUUCUUGGGCAUCACAACACCCACAAGCGCUCUCAUGCAGGCGAUUAAGUGCUCAUCACACACUGAAACGCCCAACGCUGCACCCGAACAGAGGCUGGACAGGUUUCUGCAUGUGUACCUGUUCUGCAGUGGUCCUUGGGAAGUGGUUAUUGGAGGACAGAUCCAAGGCAGCAAGUGCAGCCCGGUGUCUUUUAGUAGCUCUGGCCAUCCGCAACUCUGACUCACACGGACUUCUCUCUCCCGUAUCUCUCUCUCAGUUUGUUGCCAAGACCUUACAAUAACAUCAGAUAUAUUCAUAUCCUCACUGAAAUAAGUUGAGCCUUUUCAGCAUAGCGAGCAUAAAAGGGAUCAAGAUGUUUCAUGCAGAUUUGUUGGAUGUUCAGUCUUCUUUUUUUCACAUUUUUGAGUGCUCAACCACUUUCAGUUGAAUACAUUACAUUUCUCCCAAACGUGCCACAAUGGAUGCAGGGUUUAGAAGGUUCUCUCAAACAUUGACAGCCUGCAAUAUAUACAUGGUCUCUCCCACAUCCAGUGCUGGCCAGCAGGAUCCUUCAAGAUGGCACAGAGCCAAUUCAUAUUCAUUUCAUCACAGGACCUACUAUCAAACACCAACCCACCCCCUGAAAAAAUGUAUAAACUCUCUUUUUUUCCUUUCUUUUUUUAUGCAUUGUGUAAAAUGAGGUUUGUGGUGGUGUUGGAAUUGAGGUUAACUGAUUAAGCCUUGAAUAACAUAAUUAUUCUCUGUUUUUUCUGUGGUGGGGUGGGGUACAUGGAGUAUAGUGGAGAGAACUUUUAAUUUGAAUAAGUGUCCCUUGGAUUCCCCCCCCCCCAUGUCUUGCUUUAAGCAUAUGAGGAAUGUGCACUGAUAUAUACACAAUGCGUUGUGUGGAGAGAAUUUAAAAUUCAAGAUGGAGAAAAAUGUCUAAUACUACUGUUUGAUCUUAAUGGCCGCUGUGUUUUAUACAGUAAAUUUGCUUGUUUUUUCUGGUUGUUUUCCUUUUUCUUUUCUUUUUUUAUUUACUUUUGCCCGUUCUUCCGUUUAUGCUCACUUUGAAAGAUUUUUACUAAAACUGCAAAAAGUAUUGUGCAAAGAUACAUCUUUUUUUUUUUGAAGUACUUGAAAAUGCAUUAAUAAAAAAAAUAGACUUGAUCAAAAA